Lactuca virosa is the source of this 309-nucleotide messenger RNA. The record is from the annotation of a GenBank genome assembly. Lineage: Eukaryota; Viridiplantae; Streptophyta; Magnoliopsida; Asterales; Asteraceae.
AUGCAUGAACUGAAACGCCGACUUCUUCAUUGUGGAAGCACGUUGUCUUCAUUCCGCUAUGGUUCUUUCUCUUCCGACCUUGUCUGCUUCUCCGGAAUCCCUCCAACACUCCUCGACAUCUAUGAUGUUAAAGAAGACCCCUCCCUAGAUGGAUGUUCCCAUAAUGGUGCCAUCUGCCAUCAAAGAAGAGACCCUAGACCAUGUUAUGUUCCUAUAUUGUAGUGUUGUUGGAACUAACCAACCAUAUUGGAUAACAUAAUGCAUGUUAAUGACUUUAUUUAGAUUUGAUGUAUUAAGGAUCAAAGGGGC